Molecule: messenger RNA, 1070 nt
Organism: Callithrix jacchus (white-tufted-ear marmoset)
Lineage: Eukaryota; Metazoa; Chordata; Mammalia; Primates; Cebidae
Source: RefSeq, a predicted model, not a curated record
CUGGCCCAAGCCCCCAUCUAACCAUGUCUGCUGUGCUUCCAGGAGUUAGGGCUAAAGGUCAACCAGCCAGCCUCUUUUGCAGUCAGCCUGAAUGGGGCCAAAGGGGUGAUCGAUGCCAAGGUGCACAGCCCCUCAGGAGCCCUGGAGGAGUGCUGUGCCACAGAAAUUGACCAAGGAGAAUGGCGUUUACCUGAUUGAUGUCAAGUUCAAUGGCACCCACAUCCUGGAAGCCCCUUCAAGAUCCGGGGAGCCUGGGCAUGGAGAAGACCCAGGCUUGGUGUCUGCCUAUGGAGACUGCACAGUUGAGUCUGUGGACCCUGCCUCCAAGCUCUGGGCGAUAACAGGAGGCAUCUGGAGGGAGCCCAGCUGAGUUCAUCAUGAACAUGAGCAAUGCGGGAGCUGGUGCCCUCUCGGUGACCACUGACGGCCCCUCCAAGGUGAAGAUGGAUUGCCAGAAGUGCCCUGAGGGCUACCGUGUCACCAUUACCCCCAUGGCACCUGGCAGCUACCUCAUCUCCAUCAAGUAUGGCGCCCUACCACAUUGGGAGCAGCCCCUUCAAAGCCAAAGUCACAGGUGAGCCUGGGGCCAAGCUGUUGGCACCUGCCCAAUGACUGGCACUGUGGCCACCUCUUAGCCCCACCCACUCUGUCCUGCAGCCAAUCCCAGGUGCCCUGGGCCCGCUGCUGAACACAACUCAACUGUGCCCCUGCCAUGGACUCCCACACCAACCUGUGUCUCUGACUGAAGACUGCCCCAAACACAUCCCAAGCCGUCCUGGCUCCUGGUGCGCCUGCGUGCUGUUUGGACAUCCCCACUGCAGCCCACAAAGCUGCCUGUUUCCUGGGCCAAGGACUGCAGGUGGCUUUGGCCCUUGUUCAAACCCCUGACAAGGAUAUCACCAUCCCAGCAUCUGCAGACAAAGGCCAGGCGCUAAGGCUCUCGGGGGCAAGGCCCAGCUUCCAUGCCAGGCCCUCCCUCAGCUCCACAGCAUCUCACACAAAGCUCUAGGGGUCCCCAUGAUCUCAGAGCACACAGCCCAAGGCCAGGCACAUGAGCGAGGGGAAGGAGA